AUGGACAAAGCACUGACGCGUAGUUCUGGCAUGCAUGCCACGGUGUGCACGUGCUCGGGCUGGAGAGGUGAGAACGUCCGUGGAGCGGACACUCCGGCAGCAUUUCGCGUUUGCCAAACGGGAAGACAAACCGCACACUUCGGAGUCUGCGCGCCCCAUGACCAGCCGGUGCGCGCGCACCUGUCGCCGCCCGGACGCUCUCCCCGGGACCGCGAGACCGGGAAGGAAGGCCAGCCCAGAGAAUACUACACAUUGGACUCCAUCUUAUUUCUGCUUAAUAAUGUGCACCUUUCUCAUCCAGUUUAUGUUCGACGUGCAGCUACUGAAAAUAUCCCUGUGGUUAGAAGACCUGACCGAAAAGAUCUCCUUGGGUAUCUCAAUGGUGAAGCAUCAACGUCGGCAAGUAUAGACAGAAGUGCCCCCCUGGAAAUAGGUCUUCAGAGAUCCACUCAAGUCAAACGAGCUUCAGAUGAAGUUUUAGCAGAAGCAAAGAAACCACGAAUUGAGGAUGAAGAGUGUGUGCGCCUUGAUAAAGAGAGACUGGCUGCCCGGCUGGAGGGCCAUAAAGAAGGAAUUGUGCAGACUGAGCAGAUCAGGUCUUUGUCUGAAGCUAUGUCAGUGGAAAAAAUUGCUGCAAUCAAAGCCAAAAUUAUGGCUAAGAAAAGAUCUACUAUCAAGACUGAUCUAGAUGAUGAUAUAACUGCCCUUAAACAGAGGAGUUUUGUGGAUGCUGAGGUGGACGUGACCCGAGAUAUUGUCAGCAGAGAGAGGGUGUGGAGAACACGAACAACUAUCUUACAGAGUACAGGAAAGAACUUUUCCAAGAAUAUUUUUGCAAUUCUUCAAUCUGUAAAAGCCAGAGAGGAAGGGCGGGCACCUGAACAGCGACCAGCUCCAAAUGCAGCACCUGUGGAUCCCACAUUGCGUACUAAGCAGCCUAUCCCAGCUGCCUACAAUAGAUAUGACCAGGAAAGAUUCAAAGGGAAAGAAGAAACGGAAGGCUUUAAAAUCGACACCAUGGGUACCUACCACGGCAUGACUCUGAAGUCUGUAACGGAAGGUGCAUCUGCCCGUAAGACUCAAACUCCUGCAGCCCAGCCUGUACCGAGGCCAGUUUCUCAAGCAAGACCUCCUCCAAAUCAGAAGAAAGGAUCACGGACACCCAUUAUCAUAAUACCUGCUGCUACCACUUCUUUAAUAACCAUGCUUAAUGCGAAAGACCUUCUGCAGGAUCUGAAAUUUGUUCCAUCGGAUGAAAAGAAGAAACAAGGCUGUCAACGAGAAAAUGAAACUCUGAUACAGAGAAGAAAAGAUCAGAUGCAGCCAGGGGGUGCUGCAGUUAGCGUCACUGUGCCGUAUAGAGUGGUAGACCAGCCCCUUAAACUUAUGCCUCAGGACUGGGACCGAGUUGUAGCAGUGUUUGUUCAAGGUCCUGCGUGGCAGUUCAAAGGCUGGCCAUGGCUUUUGCCUGAUGGAUCACCAGUCGACAUAUUUGCUAAAAUUAAAGCCUUCCAUCUCAAAUAUGAUGAAGUUCGUCUAGAUCCAAAUGUUCAGAAAUGGGACGUCACGGUAUUAGAACUCAGCUAUCACAAACGCCAUCUGGACCGACCAGUUUUCUUGCGGUUCUGGGAAACCUUGGAUAGGUACAUGGUGAAGCAUAAAUCCCACUUGAGAUUCUGAGUUACUUGGUUCCUCCCUCCUCUUCUGAAAAGCUGAGUUAAGAAGCAAUGGAAUACCUUGACCUAGAGACUGGGUUCAGCUUUAUGAAUUCGGCGAUGAACUUGGAAGUGCCAGGACUCGCGCUGACGCUUUGUGCUGCAGAGCGGCGGUGGCCGUCAUCCGUAUCAGCAAACUUUUUGGCUUACAGCUAUUUUUUUAAUAUUAGCCUUCUAGUCUGUAAUGGAAAUUGUAUAUUUUGAUAGAAGUUUUUUCUCUAUUGGUUAAAUUAGCAUUACUUAAAGUUUGUUUCUUUAGAAAUACAGGUUAUAAAUGUGUGUAUAUUUAGAGGUUAUAAGGCUUCCUAAGCCAUCCUGCUUCUGAUUUUUCAUUGCUCUAUGAUCCCUUCCACGGAAAAUACUGUGUUAAGAGUGGUAUUAAAUGUUAGACUUUGGAAACUUAAAAGACACAUAAAAAGGGAUGUGACUAUUUUGAAUGAAUCAAAAUGUCAGCCUGUACAUCUAUACUUUAUUUAAAAAGGAAUAAUGAAAAAUCAAGAACAAUUCUUUGUCUUUGGUUGAACUGUUCAGACUUUUUUUUCUUUUAUAAAUGAAUAUAUUGAAUGAAUGUACAUUCUUCUCACUGACUUUGAUGAUUUUAAAACUUAGAAUGAUAUAUUUCUAUCUGGGAUAUCUUUCCACUUGGAAAAUCUCAAAACAGAUUUAAAACGUAAUAGGCUUGUAGGGGUUUUUUAUUGGGGGAGCUAGAGUAUGAUUUGGGGAAGAAUGAGUAUCAGUCCUAUUGCGGUGUAUCUUUAACUUUCUAUUGUUUCUCAUAAGUCCACUUUUGAUUGUUACUUUAUAUGGUAUAGGAUUUUCAAGUCUUCUAUUUCUAGGCAGGUCAGUUUUGGUCUUAGCUUUCAUUAUCCGUAUAUACUGAAAAACUCCCAGCCACCAAAGAACAUAUUUGCUCAAGUGUCUGAACAGAAACAAGAUAAAAAAAAACAACAAAAACACUGGUAUUUUUAUGUGUGUAUUCAAUAUGCUAUAAAAUAUAAAACAUAUUUUAACUUAGUGACUAUUUUACUACUUCUACUUCAGGCAGUGUUGUGUCCAAGGUACAGGAGUGGCCCAGUUCCUUGAGUCCCGACUUUGGCUUCCACUGCUGUAGAACGGCUGGGAACUUCCUGCCUUGUUUCCUUGUUUUUGCCGUUAGAACUACUGCUGUCCGUUCGCUCUUAGGUUUUUUCCUCUCUAGAGAUGCUGUCUUAGGCUAGCUUUUUUUCUUUUUCUUUUUUUUUUUUAAACAGCUAGCUCUUUCUUACCUACUCAGCUGACAUUACCUCGUGUUCUUUUUGCAAUUUAACGCUAUCAUAAAGCUUAGAAGCAAUCAUUUUUUAUUUUUAAAGCAGCCACACAGAUCCAUACCAAUAAAACCUGGAACCAGUAUGAAUUCAGAUGGAAUUCACAGGGCUCUUCUGAAGACAAGCAGUCAGCAUUUUAAACGACAGGCUUUAGUGUAUUUGUAAGAUUUGAACAGUGUGCUUACAUUUUCCCCUUCUUUGCACUUGCUCCUUGAAUAAAAGAAACUCACUUUGUUCACAUUAGAAUUUCUCAGCAUAUAAAUCUGUUCUCAAAUUAUGUAUUGUGUAAACUUUCUCCAUGUGGACAUUUUUAGGGACAGACUCUGUAGUACUUGAACGUACGCUUACCCCUGUUAGGACUGCUGCAAGUGGGCGCGAACUACCUUUCCAUAAAGACUUUCGGUAUUUACACUUGUAUAUGAAACUCACUUGAUACAGAGUAUGGUUAAAACUAACAUCUACUUUGAACAAGGUUUAUUUUUCUAUUUUAAAUUUGCCUUAUGUAUAUUCAAAAACUUCUGGAAAUACUGUAUGGAACGUGAGGUAAAGUACAACUCUGCUAUGC
Dipodomys ordii (Ord's kangaroo rat) is the source of this 3584-nucleotide messenger RNA. RefSeq names its product cell division cycle 73 (gene Cdc73). NCBI's taxonomy places the organism in Eukaryota, Metazoa, Chordata, Mammalia, Rodentia, Heteromyidae. Gene Ontology annotation, biological process: transcription elongation by RNA polymerase II; positive regulation of transcription elongation by RNA polymerase II. The transcript is spliced from 17 exons. The coding region runs from base 1 to 1680 and encodes 559 amino acids. Gene Ontology annotation, molecular function: RNA polymerase II complex binding. The record is from RefSeq and is a predicted model, not a curated record. Gene Ontology annotation, cellular component: Cdc73/Paf1 complex.